AGCUGUACGUCAUUUGUAUUAUGAAACGUUCCGCCUGACGUGUUUCCGCCGGAAGUCUGUGUCAGUCGGACCCGUUCAAGAUGUCAGUGGAGCAGACGCGCGCGAGUGGGCAACUCAAUGACACCGAAGACGACAAAUCACACUUGAUAAAAGCCGGUGCUUUCCUCACUACUGUAGCCACAGCAGGUAUGAUUGCAGGGUUCGGUUGCACCCUUGCCGUGGCUAAGAAGAAGAGUCCUGACUGGUUCAAUAAGGGUGUGAUAGGAACUGCUGCGGUGCCAGAAAGUGGUGCGUCGUUAGCAUUGCGGGCGUUGGGAUGGGGUUCACUUUACGCCUGGUGUGGAGUUGGUCUCCUGAGCUUCACCGUUUGGAAGGCCCUGGGCGUCCACAGCCUAAAGGAGUUUCGUCAGAAAAUGCAGUCCAUUUUCCCCGCCGUCCCCAGAAAUGAAGACAAUUCUGCUCCAUUUGACUGGAAUUCCAUCUUCAAGUCAAAAUGAGAAGAAUUUACAAUCUAUUUCCAAAACGGACAGCCUUAACUGACUGUCUGGGAAGAAUACUUUUCAGCUAGUCAGCUUGGUCAAGUGUGAGCCAUUUUAGAUCCAGCAACAAGUAUCAAGUCUGUGGUCACAGCACUGGAGAAUGCCUCACUGAAGGCCGGAGAGACAUAACUUGGUUGACUUCUUGUGCCAUACUGGAAUUUACAAGAGACUUUGACUCUGCACCUGCAGUCACAAGUGUGGAAGUAUUAUGUGUUUGUACAUACUGUACUAUCUCAGUUAUUUAAUUAGCCUUUUUUUUUUUUGGUAACCAUAUAUUUUGGACAUUUGUGUGGGCCUAGUAAAUAAUAUCACUGCCCUUUGGCUGGUGGUGUUUAUACAUUAAAUAUCUAACUUAAGCAGUUAUUGUGUUAAAUUGCCAUCAUGUGAUGAUUAGGUCUAAUAAAAGCAUCUUUUAAUA
Molecule: messenger RNA, 957 nt
Organism: Cyprinus carpio (common carp)
Lineage: Eukaryota; Metazoa; Chordata; Actinopteri; Cypriniformes; Cyprinidae
Gene: tmem242
Product: transmembrane protein 242
Source: RefSeq, a predicted model, not a curated record